GCAGGGAAAAGAUACCGCCGAAGAAAUCUUAGGCUAAAGAAGAAGGGAAAGGGCGGGAGCCACGGAGAGGACUACAUAUCCCAGGGUGCUCCGCGCCGGCCAAGUGGCAGAAGCCGGCGGAGUAUCCGCCGCUUGGAAUGCCGGGGGAGGGAGUCGGGCUUCCCAGCAUCCUUUGCCGAGCUCCGUGAGUGACAGGGGGAAGUGUCCGCGCGUGCGCACUUGCGGGAGGGAGGCUCCGAUCGCUCGCCCCGGGUUCGGUUUUCCCAGGGAGGUGCGGCUGAAGCACCAGCGGAGCGAGACAUGGCGGAGAGCGUGUGCAUCGUAGGCGGACCCAGGUACAGGAUCGCGCGCAGUUCUCGGGUCGGGGUUCUGAGAGAAGAGAGCGGCUGGCUCUCUGGCCCCCACGCGACGGGGACGGGAGAGGGACGGAGGGGAAGAGGCGGGGGUGCCUGGCUCUGCCAGGUGCGGCUUCUUGCGCGACUCUCGAGGAGAGCGCUGCAGCUUCCAUGCCAGGUACAGGAUUCAACCCGAUGUAGGGAUAUAUAGCCUUUGCUUUUGGAAUUGCGCGCUGGACCUCGCGUGCAAUUCAGCAGCUCGCGGUCUCCCUUAAGGUGGGAGGAUGUGCUGCUAAGAUAUGGUCGUCCGAAGGAAAGGCUUGCAGUGUAUAGCGUGAGUGUUCACACGUGACGCUUGUAAAGACCCCCGAGUUAAGUCGUGGAUUUCUUCGUGCAUAUGGGGGGCGGGGCAGAGAGGAAAGUGCUCUCUGUGCAGAAAAUAGUGGCUGCAACGAAAUAGUUGCACAUGCCCCAUGGGAAAACCUAAGUGUUUCCCAACUUCUUAGUGCACCGUAGGCCCAGCACAAUCCCGUGCAUCUUUACUCGGAAGCAAGUGUUUGUGCAUUCCAUAGGAUCUACUCCGGAAGUAAGCGAGUUUAGGAUUGCACCCUCAAGCCGCAGCGAAGUUAUAUGGCCGCACAUUAGUUCCAACUGAGUGAUACGAUUGGUUACAUGGGGCUUAAGCGCUACUUUCUCUUACUUUCUCUGUAUUUAUACUGUGGAGAUUCCAGUUACUGUGUAACAAGUUAUGAGUAAACCUUACAAAUACUGUAACGUGUGGCGUUUUUCGUUACGAUGUUGAUUUCAUCAAGUAGAUAGUAGCAAUGUAGUGUAAAGUGACUGCUGUUAUGUUUUGUUGAUAUUCUACAUGCUAUAACAUUUGUUAAGGAAUGCUUUUGAGAAAAGGCUGCAACAAAACUCAUUUUAGAAUAGGAAGAGGGUAGAGGAAACAUAUACCCGAGUACACACACAGUAAUUAUAUAUAAACUUGGGUAUCACUUUCGUUCUACAUAGAUAAUUUAUUAGCAAGGUUUAAUGUUUGUUGGUGACUGUAUCUAUAUUGUAUCUAUUCACCAUUUAGAGACUUUGAGCUGGGGCGGGGGGGGGGGGGGAGCCUGAAACUUUAAGGCAAAAUGUGGUUCUGGCUGCUUAUCCCCAUCUGCAAUGUUGCUUUGUUUUAUUUGACCUCUUAUCAUAAGCGGCCUUGAGCAGCUUGAGUAAAUAACAGUCCAGUAAUUGGGAUGCUCAACAAUACUGAACCAAAGGCAUUCUAAUUGUCUUCUUUCAUUAUUCAUGUGACCUUUUUUUGUUAGCAUAAGCCUGACAAGGAAUAAUCUGUUACAUGUGAAUAUUCUUGGUAUUAUCAGCUUGUCACUUCCCAGACUCUCUCUUUAAGAACCAAUAAAAAGAUCAUAGCUCUCUUAUAAGUGCAUUAUUGCUCUUUUUAUGCUCGGAGAGAAGCUUGCAUACCUUACAAACAAACAUUUUAAAGCAAUUAGCGCAGUGCAGAAUGCCAAAUGGUCGGUGCAAAAGUAGUAAUUGACUCUACUCCAGUUCGACAAAGAUGUUUUUAAUAUACCGUAUAACUGGAUGUGGUGAUUCAAGCCCCAGUCCAAUAGCUUUUCUAUCUACUCUGUUUGAGCCCAAAGACUUCUAAUUGUCCUGUGGGACUUCUAAAUUUUUCUCUUCCAAACAAUGGAUUUCCACACCAUAUCACAAACUCCUUUUGAAGAUUUUGGAAAGGGUUGUAGUACAGUGCUUUGCAUGCAGAAGGUUUGAUUGGGAAUGCCCCAUGCCUGAAAUCCUUGAGAGGAGUUGUCAGUAGUUCACUGUAGACAGUACUGAGCAAGAUGGACUUAAUGGGCUGACUCAGUAUGAGGUCACUUCCCGUGUUGCUUGUUUGAAUUUUAAAAAUGAAAGCACCAUAGAAUUGUACAGUUGGAAGGGAACCUGAGGGUCAUCUAGUCCAAUCCCCUUCAACACAGGAAUCUCAACUAAAGCAUCCAUGGUAAAUGGCCAUCCAGUCUCUUCUUAGAAACCUCCAAGGAAGGUGAGCUCCCAAGGGAGCCUGUUCCACUGUUGAACAGCUGUAACUGUCAGAAAGUUCUUCCUGAUAUUUAGUUAGAAUCUUCUUUCUUGUAACUUGAAGCCAUUGGUUCAGUUCCUAUCCUCUGGAGCAGGAGAAAACAAGUUUGCCAGCAGUUCAAACUCAUACUGUAAAUGUUUCUAGGUGUGUGAUCCUCUGGAUUUGGGUAACUAUGUGAAACCAGGUGUGGAGAAUGGAUUCAUAUUACAAUUCUGCACUUCAUCUUCCUAUAUUUGUCAGAUUACCAUCAGAAAGGUCAGCAUUCUGGAUCUUCCAGUUUUUUGCCUUUAUGCAAAGUAUAAACUUAAAGCAAUCCUGUCAAAAAGCAACAAUCAAAAAUAAGAACCAGCAGCAGAAAUUAUACAGUUGAAACCUUCUAAUAUAAAACAUGUUUUGUUUCCAUAUAAAAAGAUACCAGGAAGGUACUCCAUAGUCCAAGCACUACGGCCAAGAAGGCUUUGUCUCUCAUGCUUGUUCACAUAACCACCCAAGAUGUUGGCAUAAAGAACAGCAGCUCUGGGACAGACCCUUCUUGAGGUAGCAAGGUUCAAAAUUGUUUAGCAGUGAUGGCCAAACUUGGCCCUCCAGCUGUUUUGGGACUACAAUUCCCAUCAUCCCUGACCACUGGUCCUGUUAGCUCAGGAUGAUGGGAGUUGUAGUCCCAAAACUACUGAAGGGCCGAGUUGUUGCUUUGAAAGGAGCCUAGAAACCAAGUAAUCAGUGAAACUGAAACAAGGUUGGAGUUCUGUGCUUCAGUUGUUGGGCUGCAGGCAAAAGUCUGGCUACCACAUUUUGAAGAAAUCAACUUUUCACCAUUCACAUUUUAACAAGGCAAGUGCACAAUAGGCUUCUUCCUCAAAACAGUUUGUAGCACACAUCUUUCUGUUCACAGUUAGUGAAUUCAGGAAGAUUUACAUCAUUGAGUUGCCCUAUAUGAUCUAUUCAAUGUCUUAGUUAUACUAUCUAGUUUUGUGCAACAAUAUGUCCAGACACUUCUGUUCUCCCAUAGGGCAUUGGUGCUCAGCAUUGUCAUUUGAAAUGUAAUCCAUGGUUCAUGAGCUGUCCGAGUGAAUCUACAGAGGGAUGAGCCAGACGCAUGACUCAUUUUUCCGAACACAUUUUAUUUCUCAUAGCCAAGAUCCCUUCCAUUUGGGGAGAUCCUUACCUUGGAUGUUAGAAAGAAUUGAAGCACGGCCGUCUCUGUAAUGUCCAAAGGGCCAGUCCAGGCCUGGCAACUCUCUUUCUAAUCUUCUCAGCAUGCUAUGUUUGAAACACCUGUUGGACUACAUGCAAGAUCUGCAGACACUACAAAGAAAAAUUCCAGCUGAUGUUUUAACAAGCAACUCUUUAAGUGAUCAUACGUCUUCAAUUAGUUUUGUGCACUGGUGGUCAAACCCUUUACUUGAAGGGGAGACUCCCAAAAAUUCCUUCACCUUUGCAGGCAAACAAUAUUUUCAGUAGCAAACAUUCUCCUUGAGGCCUAAAAAAGGGGCAAGACUAGUGGUAUAAUUCCAGUUGCCUGCUCUUGCAUAAUCCCUCUUCAUUUGAGACGAAUUGUGAAAUCAUUUGUAGCUGAGUUAGCAAGAUGGGAAGAUGCUGAAGAUGUAAACAAAAGAUUCCCUUGCUCCCUUGACUCAUGGGAAAUCCUUGUCUGUUCCAGGUUCUCUACAGUAGGCUAAAGGUAAAUUCACUCGGAAAUACGACAUUCUGUGUCUCUAGAGACCUUUCCUGUGGGCGUGCACCAAUAUACAAGUAGUCCAUGUACAUGCCUAGGGAUGAAGUAUUACCUUGUCAGCUACUUAUUUAUUUCAUAUAAUUUAUAUACCGCUUAAUCGUAGAAAAGAACUCAAAGUGCUUUCCAAAAAAGGUGCAACAAUGAUAUUAUCACUAAAAAAAUUACAGUCAUACCUCGGGAUAAAUACGCUUCAGGUUGAGCGCAUUCGGGUUGUGCUCCGCGGCGACCAGGAAGUAACGGAGCGCGUUACUUCCAGGCUUCACUGCUCGCGCAUGCGCAGACGGUCAAAAUGACUUCACGUGCAUGUGCGGAAGCGGCUAAACGCAGCACGCGCAGACACACUGUCACGUCUUACGUUAUGUUCAGGAUGUGAACCGGGCUCCAGAACGGAUCCUGUUUGUAUCCCAAGGUACCACUGUAUACAGCAAUAGUUUUAAACAUGCAAAAAGUGAAAACAAAAACAGGCUGAAACAAAUUAAAACUCGCACCAGCUUUCUAAACAUUUGGGUAGGCUUGUCUGAACAAGAAUGUUUCUAGCAGGUGCCAAUAAGAAUACAGUGAAGGUACUUGAUUGAUAUUAAUAGUCAUAUGGGUCAUAUGAAGGCUCAGUUGCCUGCCCAGUCUUUUGGGCAGCAAUGGGGAACCUGUGGUCUUCCAAAUGUUGUUGGACUCUGAAUUCGCACCAUUCUAUCCAGCAUGUCCAAUGAUCUGGGGUGAUAGGAGCUAUAGGCCAUCAACAUUAGGAGGCCUACAGGUUCCCCAUCCCUGCUGUAGUGAGAACUUGGUCCAUGAUGGCAGAUCAAAAGGUAGUCUUCUCAAGAGCAGUCUCUGUAGCUUCUCUAGUUGAGGAUGCCAAAUGGUUUUCUCUCGUGGUUAAAGUGUGGAACUAGGACCUUGAGGGACCUGGGUUCAAAUGCCCACUCAGCCAUGAAGCUCAUCUUGGGACAAUCAUUGCUUCUCAGUCUAACCUACCUCACAGGGUUGUUGCUGGGAUUAAAUCAGGAGAACCACGUAUACCAACUUUAAGAAGAUUUUUUGUUUUGUUUUAAAAAAGCUAACAAUGGGGAGAAUCUAGCUGCAUCUAGCUCUUUAGAAAUGAUCCAUUUUCAAUGUAGAUUUUGACUCCUAUAUAUGCCUGUUAGUUUGUAUUAGAAACCUGCCCAUUUCCCAUUGGGUGCCUAUAUCCUAGCGACAUCUUCCCUGACAUAAAAAUUGCAUCCCUUCUGUGUGCAUUAUGGCAGGCAGGUCUCCAUUCAACGGCUCUUUAAAUAGCACUAGGAAGAAAAGAAGACCGAGUUCUCUUUGUUGGUUUUUAUCUUUUCUUUUUCUUCUCUGUAGUGUUUUUCUGGAGAUCUUAAAUGACAGCUUGUGAACUUUCUGAUGUUUGGUUGUUUUUAUUUUCUAAUUCCCAGAGUGUGAGAUACAUUCACUGUCUUCUGAUUUCUCACCUAUGCAUCACACCAAAUGUGUGUGUGUGUGAGAGAGAGAGAACCUACUAAGUAUGUUUUAAUUCUCUGCUGUAGAAUGUUAGGGAUGUGUGUUUUCUGGAAAAUGUUGGCAUAGAAAACAUUCCUAAGUAAAUUGAAGCAAUUUUCACAGAAAAAUUUAUAAUGCCUUAGAGAACAAUCUAGUAUAACAUGUUAAUUUUACUUAUACUGAGUCAAUUAAGUUAAAAAUGGUUGCUGCCAAGCUUGCCGAAUACUGUACAUGCAAUUGGCAUGAUUAGUAAUGAACUCAAAAAAUGGACAGAUUUCCAUGGGAAAGCAAAGCACUAGAAAAUUCCCACCCCACAUCCCAAUUCUUUAUUCCAUGGCAUAAAUGUGUACUGUACUGGAAAUGAAUACUUCACCUGAAGUUCUGAAGGACACAAAUAUGCAAGAUUCAAGUAGGUAGCCAUGUUGGUCUGACGCAGUCAAAAGAAAUAAUAAUAAUAAAAAAUUGUCCAGUAGCACCUUAGAGACCAAUUAACGUAGUUGGUCUCUAAGGUGCUACUGGACAAUUUUUAAAAUAUCUUUACAAAUAUGCAAGCAGAACAUUGCACAAAUGGAGAGACACUCAUAUUCAUAUUGGUGCUUUAGAUUGCUCUGUGCAAAUAUAUGCAUCCGGCUGUGAUCAGUGAGGUAAAUGGCAAAGAGCUCUUGCACAGAGAUCUUUAUGAAUGCUGUGAAUUUUUGACUCUGCGCCCCCCCCCCAGAAAAAGAUGCACAAAGAAAAUGUGAACUUUAUGCAAAAUUAAAGCAGUAUACGUAUAUUCCUCACUUUUGUAAAACUUGACCUUUUUUUCCUAGUCAGACAUAAAUUGAAUUUUCUCUGGGUGAAGCAUGGGCUAAACCUCUGAGUUUAUGAUCCCUCUUCUGAGCAUUCUUCACACACUUUCAAGACUGACUUUAAAGCUUCUGUGAGCAGAAGAGGAAGGCAAGCAAUGUUUAGCAACUUCCGCUGCCCCUUGCAGCCCCUUGGAGACUCCCCCAAUCCUCUGGAGCAGAUUUAGGGGAUGUAGGGAGGGGGAAUUGACAAAAACGUCCUCCCCACCGCACCUAAAUGUUUAACUGUAUAUCUGGGACGUGUACAUUGUAACAUGCUACAAUAAUAUACCAGUUCUGAUAUAUUAGAGGCCAAGUUUGUUAAACAGGUAUCUUCAAAUUGUUACUAGUUACUGUUUAUUAAUGUAUAAAUUGCUUAUAUGCCAAGUUGGAUUCUAAGCUAUUUACAUCUAUAAAAUCAAUUAUAAAAUAGAUAUAAACUAAUGGGGUUCCCUUUGCCAGUUGGAAAGCCCUAUUUAUGCAUUGAAACAGAAGAUGCUUUUGGAAGUAAUUUAAAGAGUGGUUUCCUAAAUUAUUUCCUGUAUGUAUGAUUAUUUGUAUACUAUCCUGUUUCUUACACCUUGCAGUAUUUUAAAAUAUAUAUUUUGUCAGCUUUCAACUAUCUGGGUGUGAGGGCUUUGUAACUGUAUGGAGAAAUCACAGUUCUUUUAGCAAAAUGUUAACUAUCUUGCUAAUAAUAAUAAUUAUUAUUCUCUGUUUUUCUAGUAAAGAUCCAUAAAAAUCCAGUGCUGAUCACAGUGACUUCAAAACAGAUUUUUAAAGAAGAGAAUGCUUAAAUGAAGAGAUACUGUGCUUGAAACGUGAGUCAAAGAUUUUAUUAAAGAUGUUCAGCAGACGCUGGUCAUCAGGUUUAUACUGCUUUAAAUUAUUACACGCACACCCCAAAUAAAAUCUAGGUGGUUGUUUCCUUCUAAUAUAAAGAGCAAAACUGAAUAUAUUUUUUUAGCAGCAAGCAUUCUUUGUGAUAUUUUGGGGCAUGUCUCUUUGUUCCUGAGAUCAGAAUGUGAACCCCAGGUUGUUAAUAGAAGCCAGUAUCUGCAACUAAUUCCUGUAUUUUUUUUUUUUAUAAUGUGGCUGAUCUCACUGAUGGGGGUGGGAAAUGACCUGAAACCCUGACAAGGAACAAUUAGUGAAAGAAUAGUUUGAAUUUUCCAUAAAUUUGCUUUUGGAGACCAGCACUGUAUGGUGGUUAAGAGGCAGAGCUGUGAAACUAUAGUGCUGUGAGCUAGGAGUAAUUAUUUACUGCUGGGAUACUUCAGUUGGUGGAGCAUGAGACUCUUAAUCCCAGGAUUGUGGGUUCAAGUCCCGUGUUGGGGAAAAGAUCCCUGCAUUGCAAGGGAUUGGACUAGAUGACCCUCAGGGUCCCUUCCAACUCUACAAUUCUCUACUUCUAUGAUUCCUAUAAACUCAAUCUAGCAGCUCAAUCUUAAGUAUGUAUUCUCAUAAGGAAUCAUCAUUUGUGUUCAGUAGGGCUAACUCCCAGGUAUGGGAUUGCAGACUAAAAUCUUAUCCCCUCGCCAUCUAAAACAGGGAUGAACACUACUACCCUGACUCCUCUUGUUAUCUCAGGAUUCAGGUUUGUAGGUUUCUAAAAAAUUAAUUCUAUUAAUCCUAUUCUAAUUCUAUAAAAUUAAUUUUAUAACGAAUGAUUUUAGACUGUUGUUUAUGCUGUACUUUUGUACUGUUUUAUUGUUGUUAGCCGCCCUGAGCCCGGCUUCGGCUGGGGAGGGCGGGAUAUAAAUAAAAUUUAUUAUUAUUAUUAUUAUUAUUAUUUCUCCUUUGCACCAUUCAUAUGACCGCACUGGCAAAAUACCAGUAGGUGAGAACACUGAAAUAUAUGGCUUGGAUUUAAACACUCUGGAGGGCACCAGGUUGGCAAACGCUGUGCUAGUUAAAUCAGCCAUUUUGAUUUGCAAAUGCCGAUUUUUACGGAAAAAAAUAUUGUUAAGACAUGUUUGAAUCUGUUCCACAGCUAUAAUUUUUGAGAGCUCCGGAGAAGAUGGCUUAUGUUAACCUAAAGGAAAUUGCACUAAUAGUUGGAGUGGUGGCAGCUUGCUAUUGGAACAGCCUGUUUUGUGGCUUUGUUUUUGACGACGUUUCAGCCAUUUUGGACAACAAAGAUUUGCAUCCUUCUACUCCUUUAAAAAAUCUCUUCCUGAAUGACUUCUGGGGGACUCCUAUGUCUGAGGUAACUGAUUAUCAUCCUGUAGAAAUAUUGACAGCAUUUUUGAAAUGUCUUGCUGAGCCGAAACAUUGGCCACAUUAGGACAAUCAUAUAUUGGCUUAAACUGGUUUUUGAUUGAGGCGGGGGUUUUUUGCCUGUGUCUGCAUCCCCUUCCCUCCCAUUUUGCAAGCUUCAAUUAGGUCAGGAAAUCUCUAACCAUGAUUUCCCAUUCCACCCAUACUGGGAAAGUAGGGUUACCAGACUUGAAACGAACCAGAACGUUUCACAGUUUGAACUAGUUUGAGAUCUUGGCUUGUUCAGAAACCAGUAACUCAACCUUCCUAGAUUGGGAAAUGGUGGUUUGUUAGAAAUUUCUUGGUUUAGAUGUUACUCCUGCAAAAGGAGGAGUGAAGGGGCUUGGUUCAAAAGCUGUAUGCAGACAAAUGCCAGCUCCCUCGGCCUAUAGAGUGAGAUGAGCGCACAACCCCAGAGUCGUCUGCGACAGGACCUAACGGUCAGGUGUACCUUUACCUUUAUUAAGCUGAUGUAUAAUUAUCUGAAGUAGGCCAGUGGCUCGCAACACCCAAACUUUAAAGUUUUUUAUGAGAUUUUUUAAAAAGCUGAAAAAUUAGUAUUAUACCUUCCAUAAACUUUAUUUUGUAAUGUAUAUGUUCAUAGUCUUGAUCAUGGGUAGACAAACUAAGGCUUGGGGGCUGGAUCUGAUCCAAUCGCCUUCUAAAUCUGGCCCGAGGAUGGUACGGGAAUCAGCAUGUUUUUACAUGAGUAGAAUGUGUCCUUUUAUUUAAAAUGCAUCUCUGGGUUAUUUGUGGGGCCUGCCUGGUGUUUUUACGUGUGUAGAAUGUGUGCUUUUAUUUAAAAUGCAUCUCUGGGUUAUUUGUGGGGCAUAGGAAUUCGUUCAUCAUUUUUUUUCCAAAAUAUAGUCCACCCCCCCCCAAGGUCUGAGGGACAGUGGACCAGCCCACGGCUGAAAAAGGUUGCUGAUCCCUGGACACAAAGGAAUACAGGGACAUUGAAUAUAAUUCAAGCUGUAGUACCAAGAGAAGAGCAAUAUUUCUUUCUCUAUGUCCAAUUCAUGACUUCAUGAGCUGGUACAAAUGUUGCCAAAAUAACAGCACCCUUAAAAAAAAGAUGGGAGGUAUUGGCAGAGCCAGGUAACCAUGAGGUUUGCAGGAGCACCAAAAAUGUCUGUUAAAAAAAACAAGUAAGGACCCAAUGGCUACGGAUUGCUGUCUGAUUGGGUUGAGUACGGGAUUGUAGAGCAAGUGGGAAGUGGAAUGGAAUGGGGCCACUAAGAGGAAGAGGAACAAAGAUAUAACAAGGCACAGAGAAGGGAAAGAGUGGCUAGAACCCCGAACAGAAGCCCUCCAAUCUGCAGCAGUUUGUUCUAGGGCUCUGCUUGUAUGAUCUAGACACCGAGCCCCAUCUGCAAAACUGCAAGAUUUGCAGUAAACAAAUAAUCAAAGGACAUAAGCUCACAGGGGAGUUGGGACAGGUUCUUUUUAUAUGCUACUGGGGUGAACAGGCAGAAUUGGGGUGAAUGCAUCCAAAGCUCAGAAAGACAUCAGGGAACCUCCCAAGCUUCCAUCAAGUCUUCUCCACAAGCCAGCAAACUUGGGAGAGCAGUGGGAAGUUCUCACAUUGUGCUGAGCUUUAUUAAUGUAGAGUACGAGGCUUUCUUAUGAAUUCUGUACAAUGCCCAGCAAUUUCAGGGGCAAGGAUUUGUGUGUGCAGUCAAACAGAAUCCGUUCUGGAAGUCCGUUCGUCUUCUGAAACGUUCGAAAACCAAAGCGCAGCUUCUGAUUGGCUGCAGGAAGCUUCUGCAGCCAGUUGGAAGCAGCGGAAGCCCCAUCGGACGUUCGGCUUCUGAAAAGAACGUUCAAAAACCAGAACACUCACUUCCAUGUUUGUGGUGUUUGGGAACCAGAAUGUUCAUCUCCCAAAGGGUUCAGGAGCCGAGGUACGACUGUAUUGCUUAAGGUAGGGUUUUUUGCUGCUAGUGACCAUAUUUGUGAAGCCUGCAUCUGAGCAAUAUCUUUCUGAAUGUUGGGAGGUUUUCUUUUAUGGUGUCUGCCUUCUUGGGAAGACUCAACUAUUUGCAAUGUGUCUUGCUUUUAGGCUUCUGAUUUUAUCCUCUAGUUGAGCUAUUUUACCCCAAAGAUGGAUAUAUCCCCCCCCCCCCACAGUUCGAUCUACAUGUGGGUCUGUGUGUUUUUGUUUUUUAGGAGCGAAGUCACAAGUCAUACAGGCCGCUCACUGUGCUCACGUUCCGUUUGAACUACCUGUUCAGCGAGUUAAAUGCUGUCUCUUACCACUUCCUGAACGUCAUCUUCCAUGCAGCUGUUUGUAUUGUCUUCCUCAAGGUCUGUAAGCUUUUCUUGGACAACAGGAGCAGUUUGGUUGCUUCCUUACUCUUUGCAGUGCAUCCAAUACACACUGAAGCGGUAAGUAAACCUGAAAAGCCUCUGCUGAGUUCUUGUUAAAGAAUAGUUCUCUUAACGACAAAUGACAAACUAUCAGCAAUGACAGUCUUGUAUCUAUCUUGGGAAGGAGAAUAGGAACAUAGAAAGCGGCCUUGUAUUGAGUCAGACCUAAAUCAGACCGUGGUGUGUUGAAUUUGUCAACUUUCAAAUUCCAACAAUCUCAAGAAGUUGGUUUGGCACGGUAAAAAAAAGUUCCAAGAGUACAACUGGAGCAUUUUUUUGUCAUCUUCUCUGUGGUAGGUUUCAAUGACAGGCAUUGAAGUAAGCUGUCACUUGUCUUUAAAAUGAGCUUACCUUGUUGGCUGUGGGAAUUGUAUCAGGGUUAACUACAAAGAGAAUUCUGCUAGCUACAUAGUUCAUUUGCAUGAACAAAUCCUUUGGAUGAUGGCCUAGAUUAAUAUGUUAAUUUUCUCUCUCUGUUUCUUUCCAUCCCUGUUAAGGCAUGGGCUGAAGCUCAGUGGUAUAGCUCAUCCUUUGCAUUCAAAACGUCCCAGAUUCAACCCCUGAUUUUUCUAGACUGGCGAAGGUCCCCUCUCUGUAACCCUGGAGACUCAUGGCCAAUGUUGACUAUACAGUGGUACCUCUGGUUUUGUAUCCUUUGGGUUACGCACGCGGCAAACCCAGAAGUAUUUUUCCGGGUUUCGCUGCAUGCGCAGAAGCGCUCUACCAUGCGCAUGAACAGAACAGGCACCUCCAGUUGCGAAUUCCUCGGGAUCCGACCAGAGCUCCGAAAUGGAUUCCGUGCACAACUGGAGGUACCACUGUACUGAGCUAUAGGGUCUGACUUCAUAUAAGGCAGUUUCCUUUCUUCCUGUUGCAGUGUUCAGUUUGGGCAGUUUCAUAAGCCUGACUGCUCCUUGAGCCCCUUUUCGAAAGAUACACUUUGUCUGUGAGUGCCAUCAAUAUCUUAGCUUUUGCAUCAUGCCCUCCAGAUGUUGUGAACUCCAGCUCCCAUCAUCCCCAACCAGCAAGUCCAGUGCUCAGGAAUGCUGGGUGUUGAAUUCUGGUCGGCUUUUCAUUGUCUGGUUUAGUGCUUCAAAGGCAGCAAGCGGCACUUUGAACUAGACCAGGAAACAAACCAAUGCAAAGGGUAUUACGUGCUCCCAUCACUUGAUUCCUGCAGGCAGCUGCCUUCUGAACCAAUUGAAGCUUCUGAAUUUAGCCAGAUAAAUCAGUGUAGAGCAGUGCUUCUCAAGCUAUCUGAUCUGGGGGACUGUACCAUACAGUGGUACCUCGGGUUAAGUACUUAAUUCGUUCCGGAGGUACGUUCUUAACCUGAAACUGUUCUUAACUUGAAGCACCACUUUAGCUAAUGGGGCCUCCCGCUGCUGCUGCCCUGCCGGAGCACAAUUUCUGUUCUCAUCCUGAAGCAAAGUUCUUAACCCAAAGUACUAUUUCUGGGUUAGCAGAGUCUGUAACCUGAAGCGUAUGUAACCCGAGGUACAACUGUAUUUAGUCCAUGAAGCACCCUGCCCAAGCUGGGCUGUGAUAUUGUUGUUGUUAUUAUUUAUUGAAUUUAAAUACUGCCCUAUACCUGGGAGUCUCAGGGCAGGGUAAUAGAGUCGCUGAGGAUGAGCAGCCAGUGACUCGCAGACCAGCACCAGCCUGUGUACCAUCACUUUGAGUAGGACUGGAGUGGAAGUUUAACCAUGGAUUUGAAAUGCAAGUUCUAAACAUGGCUGAUCAGUUGUAGAAAUAAACAACAUUGAAGGUUUAUAACAGUCAAACUCCAAGCACUCAAGUCCUGGGAGAUGGUUCUGCUAACUGAAUAUGUUUUAUGUUCCUCUGUGGUGCUUUUAUAACCUACUAAAAGCCUCAAAAAAUGAACAGUACAUUUAUUAUGGCAAAGGUCAGUCUUCCCAAUCUGGUGCCCACCAGAUAUUUUGGGCAAUAACUUUAUUCGGCACCAACCAGUAUGACCAGUGUUCAGGAAUGGUGGUGGUCUUGUAGCCCUUGGAGGGCGCCCUGGGAAAGGCUGAGCCCUCUGGAAAUUGGUGCAUGCAUGUCUUUUUGAGCAAGCACUUGCGCAUGUUGCACAUGGUGAGACUAUAAAUGCAUCCACCGAAAAUGUCAUUGGUUAGGCAUGCUUUCUCACCACGUUUUGUACAUAAAAAACAGAGCAAUCCGAAUUAGGAUUUGAGUACUUCCAUUUAUCAGCCACAUGAGGGCACACUAAUGCUAUACUUGACAUCGUCCGUCACCAAAGUAGUGGAAGCUCACUCCACUUGUCUUUGCUUUCUUAUUUAGUUUACUUUGGGUACAGGUGCCCCUAAGGAUUGCAUUUAUCCUGUAGUCUUUGUUCAUCACUUGCAUAGCUGCUUUAUUUUCUGUCUUUACACCCUAGUUUUGUUUACCUAAUGAUCACUCUCUCCUCUUCUGUUUAGGUAACUGGUGUAGUGGGCAGAGCGGAGCUUCUCUCCUCCAUCUUUUUCCUAGCUGCUUUUUUGUCAUAUACCAGGUCCAGAGGUCCAGAAAACACGAUUGGUAAAUACCUGCUUUGGGUCAUGUAGUUUUAUUCACAGACACAAUGACCUCUAAGGGUGUAGUCCGCAAAAGAAAGCUAUCAAAACUGUCCUUUGUGUUGGUCUCUGGUGCUCCUUUUUCUUCUGGAAAAGGUGGAGUACUAAUAGUGCAGUCCUAGUAGUAGUAGUAGUUCUUACUACCAGUGGUAUACCAGUAGUAGUACACUACUGGUAAGAAUUGGUGAGUGUGAGUAAGAGGCACUCUUCUUAAAUCAAUGCAUUCUGGUUGUUUUUACUCCUCAUUCAAACCCUGUUUGGCCUCAAGCAUCAUUAGGAACAUAGGAAGCUUCCCUUGGUUAUCCAUUGGAACAUAGGAGUCAGACCAUUGGUCCAACCAGUUCAGCAUUGCCUGUGCUGCCUGGAAGUGGCUUUUCAGGGUUUUAGAUGGGAGUCUCUCUCAGCCCUGCCUGGAGAUAAUGCAGGUAGGAAAGGAGCUGCUAGGAUGGAUUCUUUUCAUCUGAAUGUGCUUGUUAAAAUGCCAGUUUUAAGUUCAUUUUAAAGGAACAUAGAGCCCUACUUGCCACCUCUAAAAACUUCAAAAACAGGCAGCGUAUACAAGGAUUGCUUUCUAAGUCUGUGUCAGUAGGUGAGAAUGCUACAUUAUUGUUAGCUUUCGGUACAGUAGUACCUUGGUUCUCAAAUGCCUUGGUACUCAAACAACUUGGAACCCAAACACUGCAAGCCCAGAAGUAAGUGUUCCGGGUUGCAAACUUUUCUCGGAAGCUGAGCGUGCUCCCAUUUGGGUAUUACGCUGAAGUCUGUCUGUUUUUGUUGUUUUGCAUUUUUGCUUUUGUGGCUCUUUUUGUUUUGUUUUUGUAACUGUUUGGAACCCAGUUCAGCUACUGAUUGAUUGAUUGAUUGAUUGUGUGACUGCAGUACAUUGUUUAUUGUUUUCAUUUUAUGGAUCAAUCGUCUUGUCAGAAAGUAAAAUUCAUGUUAAGUUGCUGAUUUAGGGGUUGUUUUUAAAAGUCUGGAACAGAUUAAUGCAUUUUGCAUUACUUUCUAUGGAAAAGCACACCUUGGUUUUGGAACGCUUUGGUUUUGGAACGGAUUUCCAGAACGGAUUAAGUUUGAGAACCAAGGUACCACUGUACUAGCAGUAGGAAUGCGCUUUGUUCAACCCAGUAUGAUUGACUUGCCCACCUCAUUGAGUCUACAAAAGAAUAAGGAAAUUGAUGAUAGCUCCCAAUUCAUAAAGUAUUGCUGGUCAUGCUCUCGGCAAUUACAAAUAACACCGUUUUCUUUCCCUAGAUUUUUUGCCAGCUAACCGUUUGUCUCUUUUGCAUUUCAGUCUGGACUCCUAUUGCAGUGACUGUGUUUCUGGUGGCUGUGGCAACAUUAUGUAAGGAACAAGGAAUAACAGUAGUGGGAAUCUGUUGUGUCUAUGAAGUAUUUAUAGCUCAAGGGGUAAGGAACUCGUGCAAUCUCAUUCUAAGCCUGUGGUUAACCCAAGAAUUGUGCACAUUUCUAAUUUUGUGAUAAUACGCCGUGCUCAUGUGACCACUUAUUUUAUUUUGUCAUGCUUGGGUGGGUGGCUUGCACCCCUCAAAAGGUUCGUGGCAGCAUAGAACUAAAAAUCAUCUCAAGAUAAUCUAGUCAAUCUUGCUGUGCCAGAACAGACUGACUGACUCACAAUGUACAGUGCCACUGUUGGAGAAAUUUAAAAGGGGUUCCUGGAAUGCAGGUUACCCUCCCAGAAACCAAAAAUAAAAAGGAUGCAGGCUUCAAGUGAAAAAAUAGGCCUUUAUUGAAAUACAAAUGAGCAUAGGGACAGCCUCAAAAAUGAGGAGGCUGUAAAAGAACCACAUCCAAAGAAAUGGGCUUUUAUACAUUUCCAGUUUACACACAUGAUUUCUAUUCACAAAUCAAACCAAGCAAGCUUAAUAAAUGCAACCCAUCAUCCUGAACCAAUAAAAAUAUUUUGGCUCCUCAGAUCAGUCCUCAUCAUAAUAUCAUGUGAUUACAUAUAGCCGUUUUUCAGUGUCUUUCUUUAUUAAGACUUUGAUUAAUUUUCCUAUUCAUUAAAUGUCUCUCGGGAUCCUCUUUCACCUGUCUUCAAAGCAAUUCAAGAUUAAUCACCAUCUAGAGAUGUUUUGAAAGCAUCCCUCCCAGUUGAACAGAACUUCCUUAGCAUCAUUCCACCCUAUUACAAAAUCCUGGGUUUUCUUCUGGCUCCUCUGAGAAGGGCGGGGCAACUGGGGAGGAGAGCGCUGACUCUUUCAUAUUUCUAGAGAUCCACUUCUGAGCCAAUAGGGGAAUAAGUAAUCAAAUAAUCGCCCUACGUAAAUGUAUGCUGCUUACAGUAUAAAAGCUGGGGGGUGGGGAGCAUGCAAGCACCCAACAAAAUAUCAAUAGAAAUGUUUUCAAUUUAAAACAGGCUGACUUUUUAAUUUGGUGAACUUUUAGACUUUUAAAUCAAGGUUUAGAAGUUAUAAUUGUGGUGGUUAAGAAUGAGACAAAUAAGUUUCAUCCCCACACAGACACCCAGUCCUUAAAAUUAACUUGGAAAACAUGCUAUCCUCACGUUCCUUGAAUCUACCUCGUUCUCUUUACUGAAAAGGUUCUCUGAAGUUGUUCAUAAUGUGUGUAUAUAUAAUAUCUGCAUUCUUAGAUAUUUUGCAAGUUUUGGUAAUAAACAUUGUGGGGCAGGGGACUGUCACAAAUUGGAUUUUGGGUUGUGUGUUUUUCUUCCUACUCCUGGGCAGGACCAUAGGUUGGCCAUCCGUGAUAGAUAGAUAGAUAGAUAGAUAGAUAGAUAGAUAGAUAGGCAGGCAGGCAGGUGGAUGGAUGGGUCAGUGGGUAGGCAUCAUUCUCCCGUAAAGCAAAAUAGUUAGGCCUUUAUUUUCAGUAAGAUCUUUUGUCUGAGAUCCAACAAUUGGGGAGGGAGAAUCCUUAAUGAUUUGGCAAUGACUAGGUGUGCAGUCCACACCUCCAGGGCCAGACUGCCCAUGAGGCACACUGAAGCAGCCACUUUGGGUGGCAAAAUCUUGUGGGGCAGCACUCCCAUGGGUUCCCAGGAGAUCUCACCAGAAGCUGCCACAGCUGCACAACCUCAGUAAGUGAGGCGGGGGCUGCGAAAUGGGAUGGCUCAUUCCUAUGUGCUGCACUGCCAUGCCAUGACUCCCCCAGCCUGGCAAACCUCUGAAGUACAUGAAAUCAGGGGCACUGCAGCUAUGGCCCAGUAGCUGUGGAGUCUUUGCAGAGGCUGCUUUGACUGAAUAGAGCCACCACAAAAGCUUCCAGCAGCUGGAAUCCAUAAAAAAUACAGCAGCAGCAAAGCAUUAAUGGCAUCCAUAGAAGCACUUCACUCUUGCAAGGCUUGUGGACAGUACUUAUGGCUGUGCUUACUUUAUGCUGCCUCUUGUUGCCUUUAUGUGACUUUAUUGCUUGCGCUUUUAUUGUACCCUGUUUGGGGAAUUUCAAAACUGAAAAGUGGUCUCUCAAUUUAACUAACCAUAACUGUAUUCAUCCCUGGUGUUGGUUCAUGGCAGUGAAUGGCACUGAAAGGUUUACUUUGCUUGAAAACUAAGCUUUUUCUCUCUCCCCCCCUUUUUUUUAGUAUACCUUGCCUAUUCUUUGGGAUACAGUGCUACAGAUUCUCCGAGGCAAAGGCAGCAUUCCUUACUGUAUGCUCCAAAUGCUGUUGAAGCUGAUAGUUCUGAUGUUCAGUACUCUGCUUCUUGUUGUGAUCAGAGUCCAGGUCAUUCAGUCACAGUUGCCAGUGUUUACAAGGUAAAAGAAAAAACAACAACACCCAGUAUAUCAUUAUGAAAUGUUACAACUUGGUGAUGAGUAAGUUUCCACCAGGUGUCCACUUGGAUUUAUUGCAGAGCUGAUAUUCUUUUAUAUUGUUUGAUUUCUCUGAAAACUAAGGUAUAUCCCUAAUUCAUGUCCUUGAGAAGAAGAUAUGUAAAGCCUGCUGGAUCAGGCCAGUGGCCAAGCUUGUCUGGCAUCUUGUUCUCACCAAAUGCCCACUAAAUCACAAUUUAGUGUUACACAAUAAGCCUCGGGAAGUCUUGGGCUUGAACAACCCCCCUCCUCUGGCAAAGCCACAAGGAAGGAUAUGAAAGGUUUUGUGUACAUUUUAGAUUAACCACAGCUUUCCAUGCUGGCUAAUCUUUACUUAUUCUUGCUAACCAUAGUUAUGAUAUGAAGAGAUCUUAUUUUCAUUGACUGUAGUAGAGAUUAAUAACCACAGUUUCGGGUUCAGGCAGCAUGCCUGUUAACUGUGGUUAAUCUAAAACCGAAGUGGAAGCUUCCAGUCUCAUUGCAAAUACACUAGGUCAUGGCCAGUUCUGUCAGUGCAGAUGGAAUAAAACAACUUUUUUAAUUAAAGGGAGCGUUUUCAGAAUGCUAGCCAUUCUUUUGCAAGUGACCUUGUUCUUGAUGACAGGCUGCAUGGCUGAUGUGUGUUUCUGACAGAAGCACAGUUCUACACUAGUAGCUCAUGCUAUUGAGACAGAAUGUAUGAGGCAGAUUGAUUAUAUUUUAUAGUAGUUCAGGUGGAUAAGAAUGCAGCCGGACAACGACUAGGCUAUCUCUUUUCUUCAGUGGUUUUUGUUCUAAGGUGAGGCUCCUGAAGGAGUUGCUGGGGGAACAGACAGGCCUCAACUUGACCUCUACUUGUGACUCAUUAUUAGGCAAUUGCAAAGACUUGAAGGCAAAGGGACUUACACACAGGGUGUUAGAAAUCAGAAGGCACAUGUAGCCUCCCCCUUGCAGGCCAGAUGUACUCUUGCAUGAUUCACUUGUGGACUUCAGUAUACUCUGAGGUUCUCCUUAAUCCAUUCUGGUCGCUGAUCAGCAGUGAGAAGGAGUAUACACUGUCAGAUUCACUUAACUGUUAUGGCCCAUGGCUUACCUUUGUUAAUCUUGGCAAAGCUUGAACAAUUAUGGAGUUGGAGUUUUCAAGAUUUUUCUCCUCCAACUUUUCUUAUGGCAAAUUACUAUGAUUUAAGUUCAGAAUCUGCUGUUCUUUGCAGUGUCUUGGGAUCUCCUGUUACUCAGAACGGUUUAAAACAGAACGUUUGUUGUUGCUUUGAACUAGGUUUGAUAACCCAGCUGCUGUCAGUCCAUCUCCUGCAAGGCAGCUGACUUUCAACUACCUCCUUCCUGUGAAUGCCUGGCUGCUUCUUAAUCCCUCGGAAUUGUGUUGUGAUUGGACAAUGGGCACCAUACCAUUGGUAGAAUCUCUUCUAGACAUCAGAAAUGUUGCCACCAUAGCCUUCUUCUGCUUUUUGGGAACAUUGCUCAUCUUCAGUCUCCGCUAUGCUGGAGAUUCUUCCAAGACUGUGUUGAUGGUAAGUGAUGUCUCACUGUGAUUUAGAAUUGAAAUGGAAGAAUGGUCCAUGACCAGAAUUCACAGGAGAAAAUCAUCUUGGCUAUUCUUUCAGACAACCCUUCCCCUCCUCCAGUCUCCUGGUGCCUGUCUCCAUCCUGCCACUGUACCUGAAAAUAUUAAUAUUCAGAUGAUAAUGGAAACUUUUUUGCAGGUUUCUUCAUGAAUCUGAUUCUGAGAAGCUCUUUAAGUCUAACACUAGACGCAUCAAAGGGCCCUGAGUGCCAGAAAAUGAAGAUGCAUUAGUCCUGAUAGAAUGAUUCCUUAAAGUGCUGCUUAAACUGGUUAACAGGGAAAUCCAUUUCCUUCCUUUUAGAGCCUUUGGGUAUGCGCUGUGUUCAUACACCUUUUAGGGGCCAUGCACCAGGGACUUGCACUGCCAGAUUCCAUUGCUUCAUAUUAAUUGAUCCUUGCUACAUAUGUGCUCAUUCACCUCCACUACCUUGCUUCCUUUGUUAGACCAUUUUGUGUUCAUUCACUGACACGUGGGUCCUUUUGGACCUGGAAAAGGGUAGAAUGGGCUUACAUGUGGUCCGCUGAUGAAUGCAAGGGCUAGGAACAGAACCCCUAAAUUAACUCUCUUUUAUAUAUUUGUUACCACCACCUAGUAGGUCCUAACUUUCUAUUAUUUAGCAUGACAACAUAUCAAGCUGAGUUAGAUCAGUGCUCCUAAGAAUGUUAUUGGUAACCAUCAAAUUGGUACAUUGUAUAGCUAUAGUUUAAGGUUCCAUGGUAUGUAGUGUUUGUCAAUAGUUUGCCAUUCAUUUGCCUCAUUUUUCAGCGUGUCUCUAACUUUGCACUGUCUGCUUUGCAGUGUAUUUUCGUGACUGCCGAUUUCCCCCUCUACUCUUAUCGCCCCUUGUAAUGUCUCCCUCCCCUCCCCCUCGGUAAUGUGUUCACGCAAUGUGGGCCAUGUUGGCAGCAAAGUUUUUUUGUCAGGUUACGACGACAUCAUGCCAGUAGCACUAGGAACAGUGUGAACAUUAGGACAGGAUGAUUUUUUCUCUCUCUCCCCCACACGCUCAUUCUAGGGAUGAAUCAAAAUUUGUGAACAGCAAGGAUGCUGGCAGCUGCUCUAUUACUUGUUAACAGCCAUCCCUGCUACGGAAAUGGUGUGAGAAUUCAAACAAAAUUCAAUAUAGGAGCAGUCCCCAGGGCGAUUCAGGACUCUUGAGUAGGCAUGUCUUGCAAUCUGGAUCAGCUGAAGCCAUAACAAGAUUUUUCUUCCGUUCAUUUUACAGCUCACUUGUUCUACAGAUUUGAUAAAGUGUGCUGUUGGUCAUGGUUUCGGUAGAACUGAAGGCAUGCCGUUUGCACUUCAAAAUUAUUGUUAUUUUACUAUGAAUGUCAGAGUGCCAAAGAAGAAAGGUGGUGGUAAAGAAAUGUAGUGAAUAAUACAUUAUAUGAAUAUAUGCACAAUUUGCAAUUCUAGCUAGUGUUUGUGUGUCUUUUUUUCUUUUGCUUUUUUUAGGCACUUUGUUUAAUAGUGUUGCCAUUCAUCCCAGCCUCCAACCUUUUUUUUCCUGUUGGCUUCGUAGUAGCAGAGCGAGUGUUGUAUGUUCCCAGCAUGGGAUUCUGCAUGCUAGUAGCCCAUGGGUGGAAAAAGCUCUCAAGCAACAGGUAGGUUAAAAGUUACGGCUUGCGGGUGAGAAUGGGGUUCACGGGGCAAUUUAAUGUUGUGCCGUUGCAUGCAUGGCAGCUGUCUCUGUGGCUCAAGCUCUUAACUCGCUUUACCAUCUUUUUCCAUUAACAUGAUUAGCAAAGUCAUGGGUUAAUGUGCCCUUAUGUGUCAUUCCAUUUGGCCAGGAGGCCAUUUUUGUGGAUAUCCCGUGACAAAUGUGACAACUGCGACUCUGUCCUUCAAUAUAAGAAUAAAGCUCCAACAAUAAUUAUUAUCAAUAUUUAAGAAUUUAUAACCCACUCUUUCUAAAGAUGCGGCUUGAACAAAAUCAACACAGUACAAAAUAAUACCAUUUUUAAACGUCUGAUGAAAAUCUCUCAGUUGUAUGCAGUGUGCAUAGCAUGAAAUUGCCUUGUUUAAAAUGUAAAAAUAUUUUGAAUGUAGCUAUUUAGUAAUUUGCAAUGGACACCUAUGUUUGCCUACCCACCAUUGCGUUCAGUGAGGCUUACUCACUGGAAAGUGUGCACAAGAUUGCAACCUUAAAACACUCUUUUAGGCAGCAAUCUUAUACACACUUACCUGGAAGCAUGUCCACGUGAACUCAGUGGCGCUGAGGAUUACCCUGUUAAAUCAGUCUUAUAAACAAUUCUACAGAAGUUACUAGCCUGCAGAAAAUGUUCACUAGCCUUGGGAUUGAUGGAGGAAAGACAGGCAGCUCCAUCUCUUUUGCAGCAGCCCACUACAUUUUUUUAAAUGGUUGGCAUGGAAUGCUUCCCUGGCCAUUCACUCUAUUCCUCCUGUAAUAUGUUUGCCUACAUGCAGUCACUUUGACUACCAGGCAAGUGCUUAAAUGCAAGGCUGUAUAAAAUGGUAAAUACCCUUCUGAAAUGAAAAGUUACUCUGGAACUUACGCUGGAAUGUACUGCAAAAUAUUUCAAAAUGUUUAACCUCUUUUUUGCCCACCACAGCAGUUCUUCCAUAGUCCAGUAGUGAAGUUAACCCCAUUAUGUUAUCUAAUAAGUAUUUGUUGAAAACAAUCUUUAGUACAUCCUACACAAUGAGUAAAUCCCCCCCCCCCUUUUCUCUUUCCCUUGGUUCCCAUAGCUAUUAUGUAUUUGUGUUUGCUUCAUAUAAUUUUCCACUAAAUAUGAUAAAUGGAUCUUUUUAAAUAUUUGAUUGAGCACUUCUUAUAAUUGAAACAUCAUGUGGCUAUUAUAAAAUGGUUGUGUUUUCAAUUUGAAAACAGAACUCCUGCUUUUCCAUAAGUUGGAACAAGGAAGGAAAAGCAGAUUGGGGAGUCGUCUCCAUUGUAGUUUAACUGUACAGCUUCGUGAGGCAUGAUUUAAAAUCCAUACUUGUCUAAAAGAGUAAUUUCCUAAAAUACAUCUCACUAGCUGACAUUAUAGUUUAGGGAUCACUAACCCAUUGCCCACAGGCACCAGGUUGGUGGCCCUUGUGUAUUAAUGGCUGGCACUUCCUUUGUCCAUAGAAGAGUUUUUCUAAAUGGGGAAGAGGAGAGGUUUGAAUAUUGUGGGUGGGAUGAGAUUGAGAGAGGUUCCCUGUGGUACAGAGGGAAAGAGAGAAGUGUGUGUGUGGUCUUUGUGGGAAGGAGGUGUGGCGUGUGAGAGAGGAAAAGGCGUAAAUGGUAAGUGAGAAAUGGUGUCUAUGAGUGUGGUCUGUGAGAGACAGGGAGACAUGUACGGGCAAGAGCAAGUGAGUGUGGUAUGGUCACCUCGUAUCAAUCUCUAUUAUGAUUGAUCAACCCCAAGCCUGUGCAUCUUUUGUAUAUUUUUCCUGGUAUUGAGGUAUGCUUCUUCCUGAUAGAUGGCAAUAGCAUUGUUGUGGGGAGGGGGACCAUAUUGUAUGACCCCCACACACACAAAGUCAGGACCAGCUGGACAUAGGUGACUUCCUAUGGAAGCUUGAGGUUGUCGUAGGGGCAGUGAGGAUCAGCAAGGACUGUAUUUACCCUAAUUUGUGUUGGGGAACUGUUGCAUUAUAGAUUAUGGUAGUCCCAUCCAUGGUAGGGAAACAGGGUCCACCAGUUUGCGCAUUGCCACCUGUGUCCUUUCUGUGUGCUGAAGAGCACAAGGGCACUUUCCCUGCAAACAGGGACCCUUCUUGCUUUGAACCUUAUUCCAAGGAUUCCAGUAGGCAAGGAACCCUUCUUGAAUCCUUGCAAUAUCCCUAUCCUCUCAAUAUCCCUGCCCUGAACUGAGCCACAUGGUCACCCUGCCUGCCCAUUUUCCUAUAUAGGACAAAGAAGGGGCCUUAGCCUUCAUACGCCACAAUAAUGUGUGUGCAUGCACAAUACCUCCAUUGACACAAAUGGGAAAGCAUGAGCAGGAGAUCUAUAUCUACACCUCAGAUGCGCACACAGAGAGAGAUCUCUAGAUCAGGCUUUGUGUUCUCAAACCAAGAGUCAGAUAUGUUUUCAACAUCUCUUUGAAAGAGCCAUAAUUGCUUUCCCACAUUGUACUUGGUGUGAAGGUAUUUGUUACAGCUUACUAAUUACACUUCUAGCCACGCUAAUCCUAAUAAUUAGUCUCAGAUCUUUUUAUAUCAAAGAAACAAAUGAUUAAUUUUGUUUCUCUCUUACAUUGCUCUCUCUUUUUAAGAAUGAGAACAAAGAAAAUGUAAAUUAGGUGUAUCUAAGGAGAAUCUGUUCCAGCUUGACUUUACUGGAGGGGGAGAUACUAUCAGUUGCUGAUUCCCCCCCUCCCAACAGAUUUUUAAUCAUUAUUAUGAAAUGAGUUGCAGUUUAUUAGGUAAUUAAAAUUCCUUUUCAAAAGUACAUUUUCAUAAUAUCAGGGGCUAUAUAUAGACGCAGAGUAAUAUCUGUGAAUACCAAACAUGCUCUCUAGCCUUAAUCAUUUGAAUCCGUCUUAAGAGCUUAGCAAGAUGUAAAAUAGCACAUCAUUUUGGUAAUUUAUUUCAUUUUCCCCCAUGAGUGCGGAAGAUACCAUAAAUCCAUCAGCAGCCUUGACAUGUACAUGAACAGAGGCAUGUAAAUUGCAAUACAUGCUUCUGAUGGGAUCACAACCACAGUGAAUCAAUACAUGGCAAGAAUUUUGAAUCUGUGGCACAGUGAUGCAGUUUUCACCAAGCGUUGUUCUGAUUCCAGCCCCGUGUGAAUUAUACCAGCAGCUGUUGCUUAACCGGUUAUUGUCUCAGCACACAAACAACACGGUAGAUGGUGGAAUAUGAUAGUUGUGAUCUACCUUUGAAAUCCACUCUCUACAUGUUGUGCUUCUCCAACUUCUUAGUGCAUUAUUCAGUGUUGCCUAAACAUUGCUCAAGCUCUCUGUCCUUUGAUAUUAAAAGCAAGGUGAUCAUUAUCUAUUGACAAGGAUCAGCAUGGAAGUUUCAGUACUUAGGGUGACAUCUGUGUGUAGUUGCCCUUGUCCGCCUCCAUGCCCUCUCUCAAAUCUGUUGCAGACUCUGGAGCAGAUGUUAAGGUUGCAGUGGGUGGGAAGUGGGCACUACCCUAAAAUUAAAAGAGGCACCCAUUAAUGUCACAUUUAAAUUUUCAGUGGUAUUUUCUUACUCAUUAUUUAAAUUAUAAAUCACCUGUUCUUUCCCCUAUUCUGAUUCCCACCCUUCAGAUGAAUGGUCUGUUUCCUUUUGCUUUGCCUUUUGCACCUUCACAUUUAGUGCUGUUUCUCUAACUUCCCUUCAUAAACUAACCUCAUCCUCCCUGCUCUUCUGCUGCUACCGCCUAAUUGUUGUCUGCCCUCUCUCCUGCUGCUCAUGGUCCCUUCUACUGUUUACCCCCUAUUAAUGUCUUGUCUGUGAAUUAUUUAGAUUACCUCUUGGAUGAGGACUAUAAAACCACAGAAUUUCUGGAAUGACAUUAGCAGCAGAAUUAUUGGUAUUGGUCCAUGAAGCACAGUAUUAGUGCUGGUAUUUUUUAAUCUGGAAAAGAGUAUCAAUAAGAAAUCACACAAGGAAUAACUUUUACAAAAGCAGCAGAAAUACCUUACUGCUAUUAAAUGUCCCAAACCAUUAACUUUUCUUUACAGAAAUCUAGUCAAAUGUUUCAGAUUGCUGUUUAUUUGUUGUGUAGGCGGACGUCUUCAUUAAUUUGGCCAUUACAGCUAGAUUCCAAAUCUUUGAAAGCCGUUAUCUGACAGUUGGAGGAUUAAGAGUCCUGCCAUUUGUGGGGAGUUAAGAUUAUAGCCACAGUUCGUAGACGUCAAGCCAGUUCACAAUUCUCUCAACACAGAGAGCCUUCCAAGCAUCCUAACAAAAUCCUCAGAGAAUUGAAUGAAAGGAUAUAACCAAUUAUAGCAUUAAGAGCAGAAAUGACUUCUGAAAAGUCUUAAUCCCCAGUUUGAAGGGUGGAUAAAAAUCAGCUGCAGGUUCAGAACAUUUCGGGCACCUUAACAUCCGUAUUUUAUUUUGCUUUGUUUCCAAGCUGUUUGAAACUAUGUGGGCAACUCCAUGCGGCAGGCUCUGUACUCUAGUGGGGAACUAAGUGUGAAUAGGUGGAGUAAAUGCAUGACUCUGAUGGGGGUGGGUGGGGGUGGCUAAGAAAGUAAGAUGGGGCAAGUCUGGUAUUUGCUUGCACGGUUGGGGUGUCUAUUAUCCAGUGAUAGAAAUGGAAUUAAAUGUAUUUUUCCCACCUUUUCCCCCCCAGUGUCCUAAGAAAGCUAUCCUGGGUUUGCCUCUCUCUGGUGCUGUUUAUCCAUGCCUUAAAAACCUUGCACAGGAACUGGGACUGGGAAUCGGAAUAUACACUGUUCAUGUCUGCCUUGAAGGUACAAUAUUGCGAUUCCAACUUUCUCUUACUUCUCAUCAUAGAAAAGAACUUCAGAUCUGUAAAAACCCUGUUGGGUGUGUUCUGUACAGUGGUGCCCAGGAUGACCAAAUUCUGUUGGUGUUUUUUUUCUUCAAAUGUGAAACUCUGAACUUCAUAUCUAAAAGUCCACAUCCAAAAAUAAAAUUGCAUUAUGGCUUCUUACAGAUAGUUCAUUUAAAACCCAGAAAAGGUUCCUCAAUUUAGCCCCUUAAUAUAGUGUUGAAUUGAAAUCUGAACUUCUAAAGAGGGUUGUGUUGGAUAUAUCUGUUGUUUGAUAGGUAAAGCUAUUGGGGAAAAUACAAGAUUCAGUUUAAAUCCAAAUGGAGUCUCUAUAGGAAGAAAGUAGAUAGAGGAGUCAGAUUUCCCAAGUGCACACAAAAUACAUUUAGGGUGAAAGGAUACCUGGAUAUUACAGGGAAACAUUGUUGUGCCUGCCCCUGUUUUAGAUUUAACGGACUGCUACAGGCAUUUUCUGCACAAGCCACUAGGGAAUAUGUGUGUGCAUUGCUGUAAUCCACCAUGAGUUAAAAAAAAUCAUUUUUCUGUUAUGAGUUCUGUAGAUUUUUUUCUCUGCAUUGAGUAGCUCAGUUUCAAAAGUCCUUUGAAGUUACAGUGCACACAUGGAACUCCCAUGUAUGAAAGACGGUCCUACACAGACAGGUACAGUGGUACCUCAGGUUACAUACACUUCAGGUUACAGACUCCACUAACCCAGAAAUAUUACCUCGGGUUAAGAACUUUGCUUCAGGAUGAGAACAGAAAUUGUGCUCUGGUGGCGUGGUGGCAGCGGGAGGCCCCAUAAGCUAAAGUGGUGCUUCAGGUUAAGAACAGUUUCAAGUUAAGAACGGCCCUCUGGAACGAAUUAAGUACUUAACCUGAGGUACCACUGUACUUAAUUGAGUACAACCCUACAUCAUAGUGUGCACCAAACGACUUCCACAAGUGCAGUAGAACUACCCUUCCUUCCUUCCUUCCUUCCUUCCUUCCUUCGCUUCCUUGCACACCACCUGCCAUACCCCCCAAAUCUACUCCAGAGUGUUGGAACUCCAGAGCAGAUUAGGGGGACGAUGACGUGGGGGGAGAGAGAGGGAAAGUGCCCUUGUGCUUGGAGAAGUUACUCCAUGAGGAAAAUUAUUUGGUUGGACAUGGGUGUUAUCCAGUUCCCCUCCACCCACUCCAAGGGAUUUGGCAGAUAGGCUAAUGCUUUCACAAAUCAAAAAAAUUGCAUUACUUAAAUUUGUAUGGCACAUGCCUCUGUUGGAUGCACUUAAGUUUGUUUCUCUGUGGUCAGGUAAAUAAGAACAAUGCUAAACUCUGGAAUAAUGUGGGCCAUGCUUUGGAAAAUGAAAAGAAUUUUGAAAGGGCGUUGAGAUUCUUCAUACAAGCCACCCAAGUGCAACCCGGUGAGUUUGGAAACAAUUUUCUGGAGGGACUGGCCAGGAAAUAAAGAUUGUACUCUGUCUUUGCAUAAUUACAGACUGCUUAAUACUGUGAAGUCAUAGGGGGUCUGUAUUAUUUACGAGGGUGUAUGGCUGGCUAGCUUAUUUUGUAUCCUCAGUUCAACAAUAGCAAUAUUUCAAAAAGGUAUUGAAAGGGGUUUUCUCUGUUUCACCUAGCUAUUGAGAAACUGUAUUGUAAAACAGUAUUAGCCACGUGUUCUCCCAGAGAAGACAAUCACACCAUGCCUUUAUUCUGCAACGUUUGGUUCGUUUUCCAGCUUGUCUUGUGCCUUCAUAGCUGGAGAGUGUCUAGAGUGGAGAUGAUCAAACAAACUAUGGUUAAGGAAAGAUGACAGCAUUGCACAUUCCACCAAGCCAUAGUUAAAAUGAACUAAGGUUUGUGAGCCAAUAGGAAACCAUGUCUUCAGAUUUUGGUUCUUUGGUCGCAAACAUAUUUAAGCCACUGGGCUGGGUUUGGACAAUCGAACAAGCCUAGGGUUGUUGUUUUUUAGCAAACAAUGGUUUUAUGUUGUAUGAGAACCAGGCAAUUGUAUUCAACCAUACUUGGCAUAGAUGUAUUCUGAAUAAAACUUGUGCCUGUUUAUUCUAUCUUCGGGUGCCAUUUAACAUUAUUCCCAAGGCAAAUGUUUUUAGGGGAAAAGAAAUAUGAAUAUUUGUUUCUUUACAUGUGAAGAUGAUAUUGGUGCCCACAUGAAUGUAGGAAGGACUUAUAAAAACUUAAACAGAACCAAAGAAGCUGAAGAAUCUUACUUGAUUGCAAAAUCAUUGAUGCCACAAGUAAGUAGGACAACAGUUCUUCAAAUGUACUUUCAGUAGAUCCGGAAUAUCAUUUUAAAAGCAGCAGUUUCUUCUUCCUUUUCAUUAAUUAUUUGUGCGGAUUACAGCAUCCUGACUUAACCUUUCCGUUAUCUUGGAAAAAUGUAUAAAAUUGUGGUCAAAAGAAGCUAUGCAUUUAUUUGCACAAUUCAUCAAGAUCCAGAAUUUCAUUCGCUUUUGUACAGUGUGGAGCAGCAAAUCUUUGAAAGCCUGCCCGAGUGGUAGCAGUGGAACUUAACUCUGUUCUGCUUCCUAAAAUUUCUGCAUUCCUUUAAAAAAAUUACAAUGAUGCAGUCUAGAUAUUGCCUGCAGGUCAUUCACUGCAUGGCUCUGCAAUGACAUGUUUACUUUUGGUGCAAAUGGAAGUAGCUCUUUCUUUACAAAUAAUAAUAUUUUGAGAUAUAUCUUCGUUUAAGCAGUUUUUAAAAGAUAUACAUAAACCUGCUAUUUUUACUACAUAGCCCUGGUUUGCAGGUCACUUUAAACCAUAGUUAAGAUUAACCACAGCUGAAAGGUGAAUGGGCAAGCAUACUGGUACACAGGUUGAAAAUCGUAGUCCCUGCUGCUGGAAGCUAAGUUAUUAUUUUCCUUAGUGUUAGACACAAAGCCAGAUUUGUGGUUUCUCUCCAAAAAAAAUGAGCUGUAACCAAGGUUUUGUUUUGGGCUCACUGCUCAUGAUUUGUCAAGGGAAACAAACUAUGAGCUUCGGUUCAGAUGCUAAGCCAAGCCAUGUAGCAGAAGGGAAGAGCUGUGCACCAACAUGCUGUGUCCUUCAACCCUUAAACUAUAGCUAAACCUAACUAUGGUUUAAAGAUAUGUGUGGACACUGUCGCUGAUCUUGUCAAAAUAAAUUUAAAAAAUUAAAAAAUUGUCCAGUAGCACCUUAGAGACCAACUAAGAUCUUGUCAUUCAGCUCAAUUUAAUGCCUUCAAGGCCUAAGAACAGUUUCUUCUGCUGUCAGAUUAUUCCAGGUAAAAAAUACGCUGCCCGAGUCGCUCCUAACCACCUGAAUGUUUAUAUCAAUCUUGCAAACCUGAUUCGAGCGAAUGAGUCUCGCCUUGAAGAAGCAGACCAGUUAUAUCGCCAAGCCAUUAGCAUGAGGCCAGACUUCAAACAGGCGUACAUAAGCAGGUAUUUAUUAUGUUUUGAGAUAUUUCCAGACAUUCAUUAAUGUAAGCAAAAUAGUGUGCUGUGAAUAAGGGGGCAAGGUAUAUUGCUUUAAGACAUCUCUCAGCUGGGCAAGAGGGUUAUCUCUUUAUAACCUUGGGCCUUGAUCAGAAGAGAGUGCCUCAUAACCUACUAUAGUCUUUGCCAACCUGGUGCCCUCCAGCCAUUUUGGACUACAGCUUCCAUCAUCCCCACCUAGCAAUGGCUGCCCUACUGCAUAAUAAUGUUGUCCUUCACACAGUUUUUUUGCUCCCUCAGCUUCCCAGGAACCUGGUCCCCAUUUCCAUUGACUACCUCCUGUAACAAUCGGCUUUGGCAAGAUGCAUAGGUGUGAAAGGUUCAGGUUCAAAGUUAUUGGAGCAGGAAAACAUUUCACAUUUCCCUAAGUUUCAAAGGAAAGGUGUUAGAGUACCAUCAUCUACACCGGUCACUUAAAACAAAAAGUUUUGACCUUAUGAUUCAGCAUCAACAAAGAUGCAUAGUUAGAAUUCCCUACAGAUGUAUCUCCUUCUUUGCAGGAAAUACCCUUGCACACAGCCAGAGCAGCACACCAUUAUCCGUCCAUAUUUAGCGUUAGAUUCUGGACAGAGACAUGUUUAAAGUUCUUGGUGUAGACUUGUCAUAACACUACAACUUAUUUUUUGAGAUGAUCUGGGAAAGAAUACAUGUCCAGUCUCAAGGGCUUUCCCCUGUACACUGGGUCUAACUCCAGCCCCGUGACUGCUUGGAUAACACAAAGGAACUAUUUAGAAUGAGCAAGGAAUGUACUGCUUUAGCCAGCCAAGCUGGAUGGGUUCUCCUUUUGCAUCUGGUUGUAGCUCUUCAUCCUGUGUACACUUCAGAUAAUAAUAAAACAAAGGAGUUCAUGGGCUUGGAAUGCACUCUUGAAAAGGCCAGGCUGGGCAUUCCUUCUCCUUCCAGAAUGCUAUUAAGAAAUGGGAACAGAACCUUUUGGCACUUAAGAAGCUGACUAAAUGCAUCAUGAGCAAAAUAGGACAGAGGUGGGGAACCUGUGCCCCUCCAGAUGUGGUUGAACACCCAUCAGCCCUAGCCAGUAUGGCCAGUGGUCAGACAUAGUGGAGUCCAGAGAACAUCUGCAGGGAUUCUCUGCCUCCAAAAUUGACUCUUGAAGGGUGUAACUGCAAGAGUGGGCAAGCACAUAGAUCAGCCAUGUCCAACCUGGUACCCACCAUGGUCGUUGUGGGACUGCAAAGCCCACCACUCCCGAUCACUGGCCAUGCUGCCUGGGGUUGAUGGAAGUUGAGGUUCAAAACAUCUAGUGGGCACCUGGUUGGGAAAGCCAGCCAAUGCUCAUGUUGUUCAUUUCUUUUAGGGAUGUGUAAAUCUGUUCUAUAAAUUGGUCUAUGUUGAUCUCAAGUAACAAAGGCCCCCUUUUCAACUUGAGAUCUUGUUCUUCUAAAGAACCUGAAGAUGGGGGGCCAUCCAGCUAGUCUCUCACUCUGGAAACUCUGCGUCUUACUUUGUAUUCAAAAGACGUCAGACUCAUUGAGUUUGAUUCCUCAACAGGGGCGAACUGCUUCUGAAAAUGAACAAACCUCUGCAAGCCAAGGAAGCAUACCUUCGAGCCCUCGAACUGGAUAGGAGCAAUGCAGACCUGUGGUAUAACUUGGCAAUUGUUUACAUUGAACUGAAAGAUCCGACGGAAGCUCUGAAGAACUUCAACAGGGCAUUAGAACUGAAUCCUAGUCAUAAACUAGCACUAUUUAAUUCUGCACUACUAAUGCAAGAAUCCGGUAUGUGUGUGUGUUCACUUAAAACUCACAAAUGUAUUACGUGCACACCAAGGGCUGUGUUAUGUUUCUUAGUACUCAGCUAUGCAGCUGCAAAUAUACAAAUGUGACUCUAGAUGGUGAUGGUGAGCUGUGGCAAAUUCAAUAUAUUUUUCAAAACAUUUUGUUUUUUUAAAAAAUAUUUCCACAGUGUUUUUUUAUAUGUGUGUAGAUUCCACCUUAGCUUGACACAGAGCACAUGAAUACAAAACAGACACUGAACCCCUUUAAAAGGUGCAUGAGCAGGACAAUGUUUUAUCUACACCUCAAAGUACAGCAACAAAUGGUGCAAUUAGUACAGUUGGCAGUGUUCAAUGAUGUCUCCUCCGCUGAUAGAGAACAUCAGUUGGUGAAGGAGGGUGUAAAGAUGAUUUCCAGUGAUUUCUCCUCGUCCCCACCCCAUUCCCUCCCUAAACCUGCUCCAGAGGGUGCUGGGACCAUCCAGAACAGAUUGGGCUGGGCAGAAGCAGGAGUUGCAAAAAAAAUUCCUUUCCAUCCAUGGAGGAGACAACAUUGAAUUCUCAUUCUUUUCAGCUUCAACACCCUUGCAUGGUUAAGUAAAUCCUGAGUACUAUUCCAGUUUAGAUUUAAUACUAAUGUGUUAAAUGUACUCAGUACUAUAAAUGUACUCAUGGCCUUGCCUACAGCAUAAGUUUUCUUCCCCCUUUAGGCUCAGUAUGCCCAUAGCCCCCCUAAUCCCUCUUAUUAUUCACUGGGGGGUUCUGGUGAGUCUUUUAUUCCUCCAGAACAAAAUCUCAGACUCUUCUCAUCAUAGGGCACCCAUGGACACCAUGUGCUGUGUUUGACUGCCAUUUUCUAGUUACUGAACCCCUCAGAAUUCUGUAUUCAUGGCAUUCACAUCUCUCCUGUCAUUAGUGACCUUGUAGAAAUCACUUCCUCUUCGGGUCCAAUUUUAUGGGUCUGGUGUGCUGCAAUGUCUUCCUGCAAUGUCCUCCUUUUGCAUUCAAAGUCAGUUGCUGUCAGUCAUUCACUGAGGCUCUGUCUCUCCUUCCUCCCAUUAUUAUUAUUAUUAUUAUUAUUAUUAUUAUUAUUAUUUUACUGGAAAACAGAGCAUGCACAGCAUGCAGCUAAAACUACAUAGUGAUCACUUUCGUUUUGAAUAUAUUCAUGUUGUGUAUUGUCACAGCUGUGCAGCAAAAGGACAAUUUCAUAAUACUUUUCUCCCUCUUUCCUUUAGGUGAUGCUAGACUUAGGCCGGAAGCUAAGAAAAGACUUCUAAAUUAUGUGAAAGAAGAGCCUCAUGAUGCAAAUGGCUAUUUCAACUUGGGCAUGCUUGCAAUGGAUGACAAAAAGGAUGCUGAGGCGGAAACCUGGAUGAAAAAAGCCAUAAAGCUGCAGCCGGGCUUCCGAAGCGCUCUGUUCAAUUUGGCCCUGCUUUACUCCCAGACUGCAAAGGAGUUGAAAGCUUUGCCAGUUCUGGAAGAGCUGCUAAGAUACUACCCUGAUCAUACCAAAGGUUUGAUCCUGAAGGGAGACAUUUUGAUGAACCAAAAGAAAGAUAUACGGGGAGCUAAGGAGUGUUUUGAGAAGAUUCUGAAAAUGGACCCUAACAACGUACAAGGGAAACACAACCUUUGUGUGGUUUAUUUUGAGGAGCGGGACUUGAUCAAAGCGGAGAAGUGUUUGGUGGAGACUCUGGCCUUAGCGCCGCAUGAGGAAUACAUCCAGCGUCACUUGAGCAUAGUCCGAAGUAAAAUCGCUUUGCUCGGUACCGGAGAAGCAGCUACCCUUCCCUCGGAAAAGACGACAGCUUCAGAGGGAGGGAAAACCCCUCCUGAAGACUUGAAAGGGGCAAAAAAUGAAAACUUGAAAGUGGCCAAAAAUGAACAGAGGAGCUCUCGGACCACAAACAGUGACAGCAACAAAGGGCAGGCGAAGCCCAAGAAACAAGGGGAGAAGAACACCACAGACAAAGAGACGAAAAAGAAGUCUACAAAAGAAAUCAAAGACAUUGAGAAAAAAAGGGUUGCCGCUCUGAAAAGACUAGAAGAGAUUGAGCGUAUAUUGAAUGGCGAAUAAUUUCUUGGGAAUACCUCCAGUGCCGGAGGUUUUUUGCACCUACUUCCGGGGUUCUGUGCGCCUGUGCGUCUUAUGUUCAGUCAGUAUGACUGCUAGGCAGCUUUUGAAUUUGGAAAGAAUACUGAAACCAUAUCAUCUUUAAAAAGAAAUGCAGGAGAAGGCUGUUCCUACUACACAAAGAAAUAAUACUUCGUAAAAAUAAUGGAUUUUAAUCUAAUGUUUUUGGUUUAGGCUUUUGAACAUAACUGACAACAUGGGGAUUUCCCAGGUACAGCACCUGCAGUUCUAAUGCUGCUGUUGAGAACUGCAGGCCGAGUCACAGGAAGCAAGCUCUGCUGAACUCCAGUGGUGCUUGCUUCAGAGUAAACCUGCUUAGGUCCAGGCUGCAAAUUACUAGCAAUCAGGUAUCUUCAGUUCUUCGUGUCCUCUAAAGAACUGUCAAGUGCUAGAAGGCAAUUUUUUAACAGGGGUACCUCAGGUAUGAUGGCUUCCAGGCUGACUGUAAGGGAAAUUCACUGGUGCAAAUGAUUUAAGAACACAGCUUUCGUUUGGAUAACUUUCUUUGCUUGGGUUUACUCAUCAAGUCAUUGGUGAUUUUUAUAGGUAUUAAGUUAUGCAUCAUACAGUCCAUUUCUACCUACACCCUGGAAUUACAGGCAUUCCAGAAUGUGUUGAAGGUUAACUAGGAAAUAUCACUCAUGUUAUGUAUGUGCAUGCAUGCAUUUUGUAGUUUUUUCAGUCCUGCGCAGAUCAUAUUAAAGGUGCAGCGGUCCGCUAUGCCGGGAGGGGGGACAUCCCUGCAAAAACCCCACAGAGGUUUGUAUUCAACAGUGACACUAAGUUGACGCUAAGGGUUUCAUCAGUGGAGCAGAGAGAGAAGCAAUUUUCAACUGUUUCCCUUCCCCCUAAAGCCCCAUCCUUGUGUCACUCACUGGGGUUUGCAUUGGGAAGGGAGAUUGCUGAAACUUGCCUGCCUUCCCAUUCAGCCUUACUCCCAGCUGAGUGGCUCCACUGAAUAUUAUUCAAGUUUAUUGAAAUUCCCUGCCCCUUAUGCUAUUUAUUGCAAUCCUAUGGAGCUCUUACGUUUUAGAAACAAAUGUGAUUGUUUCUCAACAGCCCCCGGCCAUGCUGUAGGGAAUCACUUUGUGUGAAUCCAGUGUGCAAAAUUUUGUGGGUUUUCUUUUUCCCCUUUGCUUUUCAAUUAAGCAAUAUUUGUGGGGCAUCCUGUGCUUUUAAGUUUCUCACAAAUUGACUCCCAAAAUUUUAUGGAUUGCAAAACAUCACUACUCAUUAUUUUAUUUUUUGCAAUCACUAUAAAUGUGCUUUAACUUUUUGACAUAAACCAGUGCUUGUCUGUCUAAGGUUGCAAUCCUGCGCACACUUCCUUGAGAAUAAACCCCACUGGACUUAAUUGGGAAGAUCCGUAGCUCAGUGGCAGAGCACAUCAUUUGCAUGCAACAGGUCUCAAUCAGCCCCUAACAGCUGUAGGGCAGGCUGGAGAAAACCACUUCCGCAGGACACUGGAGGACCACCUGAUCAGCCUUCCCCAACCUUAUUCCCUACAGGUGGUUUUAUACUACAGCUCCCAUAAUCCCUGGCCAUUGGUCAUGCUGACAGAGGCAGAUGGGAGCUGUAGUUGAAAACAUUUGGAAGUACCAGGCUAGGGAAGGCUGUGCAGUAAAAGCACUUCCUGGUAGGAGAGAGCAUGCAACGUGUGUGGAUCAUCAUGUGUCCAUAAAGCAAAUUAUGAUGAUCACACAUACACCUAAUGUAUAUUCCAUUUGGAAAUGAUGUGUAAUCUCCAGAUUCUGCAUUGUUUCCAACCUUGAAAGACUGACUUCUGGUUUGAUUGCUAACACACUAAAUGUUUCACUUUUCAUGUCAAAAGUUCUAGGGCUUUUAAUUAAAUAUUUAUUCAGUCUGCUAAGUUUUCAAAUGGUUUCCACUAAUGACAUUGUUUUUCUAAAAUGAGUUAACCCAAUUCCUUAUAUGAAACAUGGAUUGAUAACUUCUGCAUUUUAUAUUGGUGGCUAUGCAUUCCCCCCCAUCUAAAUAUAUUGUUGGAUUGCCUAAAAAAAAUAUGCUGCUUUUUGUUUUGUUUUACUGUGAGCUCUUCAGUGUGUUCAACACUGGGAAGUCAAGAGUAAUUGACGCAAG
This is a messenger RNA of Podarcis lilfordi (Lilford's wall lizard), 34857 nucleotides long. Lineage: Eukaryota; Metazoa; Chordata; Lepidosauria; Squamata; Lacertidae. The record is from the annotation of a GenBank genome assembly.